AUGCUUCCACCCUCUGAUGAAAUUGCCACACACACCAUCGUGAGCGGCGAGAAUCAGCACAAGACAUCCCAAACAACAACUACCGAGAAGGAAAUAAUUUUGAGGGAUGAUUAUGAAAUCACUAGUGAUGAUCAAGACGAAGAUGAAGACUUGGAUUUGUUUGCAGAGGAAUGGGAAGAAGAUGAUGAAGAAUGUGCUGAAAAUGGAGACAUUAUCAUCGGGAAUUACUCUGAUGAUGAGAUGCUUUAUUCUCGCACCGAUCGCCCAUCCAGAGCACCCUAUCAACCAUCUUCUGUUGUGAUAGACUUGUCUUGCGCUGAUUUUCUUUAUGACUCUUCAGACGAUGCUUCCACGGAAGAGGACACCUAUGGUGAUGAAUCAACGUGCCUGAUUGAGCCACCUAACGAAAUUAAUCAGUCCAUUCAAACUCAUAUCGCCAAUUUUCAACAAAAUUUUAGAUUUAAUAAUCAAGCAAUAUUAAGAAAGUUUAAUGAUCGAGAUGUUACCUCGAUUCAAGAAGCCUUGAAAAUUCACAAAGAAAGGCUAGAGGAUAUCAAAGAGAAACUACUUGAAUCAGGAUAUAAUUCUCUCACUGCACUCGAUCCAACUUUAACAGAAAUUUGUGAACAUGAGUUAGCUUUACGGCUUCUUGAAAACCCAAUGAUAUUUUCAACUCGAAACGAUAUUUCCUUGAACACAAAUAAGAGAAAAUCCAAAACUGCUUCAUCGUCUAUUGUUAUAGAUGAUGGUGACUUUAUUGAUGACAGUGAGGUACCUGAAGAAUUACCAACACCAAAAAAACUGAAAAAGACUGUCAAAAAUAUUUUGAUUCUAAGCCAAGAAGAAAAAGAAAUAGCGAAGGAGAUUGUAAAAUAUAUUAGCAAAGACAAUUAUGAAAUGGUCAAAAAAUAUCACAAGCAAUUUUUAAUUGGCAAACUGUCGUAUGGUGUAGUGCUGGAAAGCAAAUUAUCGUACUACAUUAGAAAUAGAGAGUUGCAAAUUGUUUUAGACAAAGAAAGAAAGAAAUUAAAACAUCAAGAAAUGCAAUCAGAAGAAAGGCAAGAAACUUUGAUACAACAAGAAACGUCGUUCUCCUCACAAAGUAUUGGAUCGCAUACCUACAAAUUUCCUGAAUAUGCGAUGCUUCAUCAAAAGGAGAAAAACGCUCACUGUACUACUUUAUAUAACUAUAAUCGUCUUCAACCUCAAAAAAAAACCCUUCACUAUUUAGUAUUAGUUCCAAAAUCCAACAUUGAGCAUUUUUCUAACGAAUACAGAAGUCACUUUUUACCUGAACCAUUCACGAAAAUAAGCAUUAUCAAGAGCAAGGACACAUCGGAUAUAGAUUCAUAUCACAAUGGAGGAAUGCUGGUAAUGACAUAUGAUAGAUGCUUGAAUAUGUUGAAGGACUAUGAAACAGAAAAAAUUUUAGUUAACAACACAGAUAUAUUGGCCAUUGAUGAAGCCCAUGUGAUCAAAAAUAAGGAAACAGUAAGAUUUAUGCAAUUUUCAAAGUUUAAGAAAGCUCUAAAAAUAUUAGUGACCGGAACGCCACUUCAAAACAAUAUUGGAGAGAUGUUCAACUUAAUCCAAUUUAUAGAGCCUAAUAAUCCUUUUGUCAAAGUUCUGGAGCCUUACUUUCAGUCUCACUUCGUAAAAUACUUGGCCGAACACAAGCCAUUCUCUAAAGAUGGGCUAUUGAGAACUCAGUUGUUUAGACAUUACUUCAAAGAUCUUAUCCAUAGAGAGGUGUCCAUUAGAGAAUUGGAGUUGAUACAAGAAAAAAAGAAUGAUUUUAUUAUUGAAUAUACUCUUAACGAGACAGAAAAAAGUAUUUACAAAGAGAUUCUUGAUUUAAAGAGCCAGAUGGGAAGAUCUUCCUUUUUUUCAUCUUACUUUUACGAAAGAGUGUGUUUAGAUUGUUGUAGCUAUUUUUUUCAAAGCGAUAAUUCAAAGCUUGUAGAAGAAAUACGUGCAACAAGUUAUGAAGACGAACGGACAAAUAAUACAAGUUCUGUAUUCUUUGAGAAGAUUAAGGAAAAGCUACAAAAAUAUUCAUAUCGUAAAAUUGAGUGUUCUCGCAUACGCAUUUUAAGAUCAAUUGUCUCUAACAUCAUUUUAAGAGGAGAAAAAGCUGUAAUUUUCACUGGCUUAAUUUGUUAUGCUCCAACAGUUAAAGAACAGUUAGAACAAGACAAAAAGGUUCGUUGCGAAAUAUAUUCAGGAGAAUUGACAGACAAGCAACGAUCCGAUGUAUUGCAAAAGUUCAGAAAUGGAGAGAAGAACGCUCUGAUUAUUAGCAAAAAUGCUGGUGGAGUUGGAAUUGAUCUUACUACAGCACAACAUGUAAUUUUAUUCAAUCUUGAUUUCAACUAUUCAAAGGAUGAUCAAGCAAUUUUUAGAUUGUUGAGAAAAAAUCAACAAAAAGCGGUGACCAUUUACAGGUUGGCAUGCCAAUCCUCGAUUGAUGACAAAUUAUUGGAAAUUCAACAAAACAAAAAAAUUGUAUCUCAAAUGGCUCUGGAUGAAAUUGCCAGCAAACCCUCGGAUUGUGAGAGUUGUGUUGACGAGAAAGUUUGCAAGAUGGUUUUUCAAACUUCUACAUUAACCAGCUCCAUGAAAAAGAUCAUAAAAAGCAUCCGUAUAUUCAAUCCAACCGAUACACAAGAAGGAGUCACUAAGGAAGAAAUUCAAACUCACAAAGAAUUGUUCGAAAAAGACACAACUCAAGUAAAACUUAUUUAA
Molecule: messenger RNA, 2745 nt
Organism: Naegleria fowleri
Lineage: Eukaryota; Heterolobosea; Eutetramitea; Acrasida; Naegleriidae
Exons: 2
Coding region: 1-2745 (914 amino acids)
Biological process (GO): reciprocal meiotic recombination; double-strand break repair via homologous recombination
Cellular component (GO): nucleus
Molecular function (GO): ATP binding; ATP-dependent chromatin remodeler activity; DNA translocase activity
Source: RefSeq, a predicted model, not a curated record